AUGGGACCCAGCGGGGCGGGCAAGACCACGCUGCUCGACACCCUCUCCCAGCGGAAGCGCGUCGGCGUCGUAGGUGGGGAGUUCCUACUGGAUGGGAGGCAGCUCGGCAUGGACUUUGGCAGGUGCACCGGGCUGUUGGAGUUGGAGGGGUUGGCCGAUGCGUUGAUCGGGCAGGUGGGUGUGGGACUUACGGUCGAGGAGAGGAAGAGAGUCACUAUUGGGGUGGAACUGGCAGCGAGGCCUGAGGCCUUGUUUUUUUUGGAUGAGCCCACGUCCGGAUUAGACUCGACGGGCGCUUCCUCCAUUGUGAGGUUUCUUAAAAAGUUGGCGGACGAGGCGGGGUUGGCUAUCCUCUGCACCAUUCACCAACCCAGUGCUAUCCUCUUCGAGGACUUUGACAACGUGCUGCUCCUCACCACCGGUGGUGAGGAGGUCUACUUCGGACCCAUCGGUGACAACGGGACUACGAUUAUAGAAUACUUUGAGCGUAACGGUGCGCCGAAGGCUGCCCCCGAUGCAAACCCCGCGGAAUAUAUCCUCGAGACAAUUCGUCGAGCCCCAGGACCACGCAAUUGGGCAGAGAUAUGGGAGGACUCGCCGGAGGCCCUGGCAGUAGUUAAAGAGAUUGAGAGCAUCAACAGUAGCAGAUCCAUGUUAAACCUUGAACAGCAGAAUAGAACUCUGGAGUACGCCAUGCCGCUGAGCACUCAAAUCCUUGAAGUCACGAAGCGGGUAUGGCUGCACUACUGGAGGGACGCUUCCUACGGCUAUUCCAAAAUGUUCUCCAACUUGAGCAUGUCGCUCUUGUGCGGUGUUUUAUUCGUAAACUCCGGAAACACAGUGCAGGAAAUGCAAUCCCGGGCCUUUGGGGUCUACGCUAUCGUGCACUUCUCGCAAAUGAUCCUGACGGGGGUACAACCCAAAUUCCUGGAAUUCCGCACACUAUACGAGACGCGUGAGCGGAAUAGCAGGAUAUACUCCUCCUCGGCAUUCAUCACGGCCAUGAUCGUAGUCGAGAUCCCAUACGCUAUAUUAGGGGCUCUGGUGUUCUUCUUUCCGUGGUGGUAUAUGGAGGGACUGCCCCGUGACUCUCAUUCCACCGGGUACGCCUUCUUCAUGCUCAUGCUCUACGAGAUAUGGAUCCCGCACGCGGCCAUGUGGAUCGCGGCCAUGUGUAAGGAUUUGACGGUGAUGAGCGUUGUAAACCCCUUCAUCUUCGUAGUAAUCAACGGCUUCGUCGGAAUUUUCGUCCCGUACGACCAACUCCCAGAAUUCUACAGGAGGUGGCUAUUCUGGGUGAAUCCGCAGACAUGGUUGAUCAGAGGCUUGAUAUCAACAUCACUACAUAAUAUCCCGGUCUCCUGCAGCGAUAACGAAUGGGUCACCUUCCAACCGCCCAGCGGACAGACAUGCGGGGAGUACGCUGGGGAGUGGAUCUCAAGUGCCUAUGGGACUAUCGCGAAUUUGGAAGCGAGGGAGGAUUGCAGGUAUUGUCGGUAUAAAGUUGGCGAUGAGUUUUUGGAGACUUUGGAGAUGAAGUACUCGACGCAUUGGCGGGAUUUGGGUAUAUUUUGUGCCUAUAUAUUUAGCAAUAUCUUUCUGGUAUAUGUGCUUUACUAUCUCUUCCGGGAGGUUCGGUGGAGGAGGGUAUUUGCUAGACUACGGAACAAGAAUAAGCAAGAUUAG
Molecule: messenger RNA, 1686 nt
Organism: Tuber melanosporum (Perigord truffle)
Lineage: Eukaryota; Fungi; Ascomycota; Pezizomycetes; Pezizales; Tuberaceae
Exons: 7
Coding region: 1-1686 (561 amino acids)
Cellular component (GO): membrane
Molecular function (GO): ABC-type transporter activity; ATP hydrolysis activity
Source: RefSeq, a predicted model, not a curated record